Brassicogethes aeneus is the source of this 986-nucleotide messenger RNA. NCBI's taxonomy places the organism in Eukaryota, Metazoa, Arthropoda, Insecta, Coleoptera, Nitidulidae. The record is from the annotation of a GenBank genome assembly.
UGAUUCACAAUUUUUGACAGGUGUUGUAGUUAACUGUCACAUUCUACGUAUUCAUUGGAUUUUUAUCGUGCAAAAUUUUAAUCGGGUGUUGUUUGUGCAUUAAAACCUAAAAAUGAGUUUCUUCGGGAAAUUAUUCGGUGGUAGCAAAGAAAAAGCGGCCCCAACGACUGGCGAGGCCAUCCAGAAGUUGAGGGAAACUGAAGAUAUGUUGUUCAAGAAACAGGACUUUUUGGAGAAGAAAAUUCAGCAAGAAAUAGUGACGGCGAAGGCUAAUGCCUCAAAAAAUAAAAGAGCUGCUAUUCAGGCGCUCAAAAGGAAGAAACGUUACGAGAAACAGUUAACACAAAUAGAUGGAACCCUUACAACAAUCGAAAUGCAGAGGGAGGCCCUCGAAGGGGCCAAUACUAAUACUGCUGUUUUGACCACAAUGGCCAAUGCUGCUGAGGCUAUGAAACAUGCUCACAAAUUUAUGGAUGUAGACCAAGUACAUGACAUGAUGGAUGAUAUUGCAGAACAGCAAGAUUUGUCCAAUGAAAUCUCAAAUGCCAUCAGUAAUCCAGUUGGGUUUGGUGACGAUAUGGACGAAGAUGAGCUGGAGAAAGAGUUGGAAGAUUUGGAACAAGAAGAUUUGGAGAACAAACUUAUUGAAGUGCCUGGUGCCAAAGAUUUACCAGCCGUUCCUGAAGAGCCUGUGGCUGUCAAGCCUAAACCACAAGCCAAAAAAGCUGAAGAUGACGAUGAUAUGAAGGAAUUAGAGGCAUGGGCAUCCUAAGGAUUUAAAUGAAUAUAAUAAAUUUUCAAAAAAUACCAUUCUUGAAAUUGCUACAUAUAGGCACUUUAUUAGGUAGUAAGGUAAUUAUACAAAAAUAAUUAUAUUUUUAUUAGUUACUGUAACUUGACUUUUACAAAAGUUAUUUUUUUGUAUAAUUACCAGGAAAACUAUAAAAAUAAAAAUAAUAAAAUAUAAUUCACAGCCUUAAUGUCAU